This is a messenger RNA of Sodiomyces alkalinus F11, 1485 nucleotides long. RefSeq names its product sds23/moc1. The record is from RefSeq and is a predicted model, not a curated record. The transcript has 3 exons. The coding region runs from base 1 to 1485 and encodes 494 amino acids. NCBI's taxonomy places the organism in Eukaryota, Fungi, Ascomycota, Sordariomycetes, Glomerellales, Plectosphaerellaceae. Gene Ontology annotation, biological process: cellular response to glucose starvation; regulation of mitotic metaphase/anaphase transition. Gene Ontology annotation, molecular function: protein serine/threonine phosphatase inhibitor activity.
AUGGCCGCUGAUCUAUCCAACACCGCCGCACGCCCCGGCUCAUCUUCUGUUUCUCCUCCAGCUCCGCCCCAGAGAACUUCCUCACAGUCCAGCCUCACCAAGUCCUCGUCGCACAUCUCCACUCACCGCCACAGCUUCGCCGAGAACUUGCGAAACGCGCCUGGCUCCCCGCGCUCUCAGCGCCAUCCGUCCUUCGCCCAAACCGCCGUCCAAGAGCUCCUGAACAACCCGCCUCCUGCACAUAAGCAUUCAAAUCCUCGCUUUGCCGGUCGAGAUUGGCGGGACAUCUCUGUCAACGAGCUCGUCUCCCACGAAGAUGUGAGAUGGGCCAACCUCGACACUAGCGUUGAGGAUGCAUCCAUGCUCCUCGUCAAACAAAGCCCCGCCAACGUCGUCCUCGUCCGGGAAAACGCUCAGUCCCGAACCGCCAUCUCCAGUUUCGACUACACUGACCUUACUACGUACCUCCUUGUGGUCGUGGGUCUUGCGAAUCCCGACGAGGAUGAGAUGCCCCUCUACAGGGACAUAGCCACAAAGGCGCAGAACGGGACUCGCAUUACCCUAGAAGACAUUCAACCUAUAUGCAAGAAAGAAACCCUGGUCGUGCUUCCUUUCGACGAGACUCUAGACGCGGCUAUCGAAGUUUUCGGUGGUGGCGUACACCGAGUCGUGGUUUGCGGCCCGUCCGGCGACGCCGUGGGCAUUCUGAGCCAGCUCAAGUUGAUCGAGUUCUUUUGGAACGAGGGUAUCAACUUCCCCGUUAUUGACCGGCUCUACCCCGUCAGCUUGCGUGAAUUGGGGAUCAGUACGCAACAGAUCAUUGCCGUCAAUUCCGACACCCCGCUAGCCGAAGCCCUGACUCUGAUGAACACCGAAUGCUUGACGAGUGUGGCCGUCGUCGACAAUGCCAAGAACGUCGUCGGCAACAUCUCUACAGUUGACGUCAAGCAUCUCACCAACGCCGCCAGCGCCCCCCUCCUCAACUCGAACUGCAUGCACUUCAUCUCCCUAAUCCUCAGCGAAAGGGGUGUCGAACAUGGCCGCGAUUCCUUCCCCGUCUUCUACGUGAACCCUUCCUCGACAUUAGCUCACACGGUCGCAAAGCUGGUGGCCACGCAAGCCCACCGCAUGUGGGUGGUGGAAUCGGCGUCGCCAUCCCCAUCCUCACCGGCGACUCCGCUCUUAUCCCCCGUCAACAACGCCGUUUUGGUCCCCGGCACUGGAUCGACGCCGCCGUCGCCGGUCCCUCUUCAGGGCACAGCGACUCAGCACAACCCCCCCGCCUCCGCGCUGCCGGGGGCGCAUCUAUCCGGCCGCCUGACUGGCGUGGUUUCCUUGACGGAUAUCCUCAACCUGUUUGCCAGAUCGUCUGGCCUGCGUCCAUCGGAUCCAGGCGAGCAACGGGCCCGAAGGCGCAGGAGUUCCAGCAGUUCGGUUCGGCCGAGCAUCGACUCUGCUCGGCCCAGUGUUGACUCCCGGAGAUGA